UUUUGUUGGAUUUAUUUAUUUAUUCAGUUCCGGUUCAACCGCGCGUAGGUAUACAUAUAUUUAGUGACGCGCAGAGACUGGCAACUGUUGCCGUAGGAAUAAACGCCAUAGACACGGUAUCUGUGACGACUGUUACCCACCAACGACAAAGUUGACUCUGAUGACGAGGUGCCUGACCUUGACUUGAUGGCCACACCGACCUUUGUGACUGACCUACAAGCCAUGAAUCCUACUGUCGUACAAGUGCACCAGGUUAACCAGAACUCUAAGUCUCCCGUGACAAGCCAUUCAGCCCAGGGCCAGAAGACAGCCACCAUUAUACAGUCCACACACGGAACUCAGCAGCAGUUCAUCGUCACAUCUUCAGUGGCGGAGGCGCUGACUGAGCAGAAUGCAAGCAACCAGGAGAACAUUAUCAACCAGGCCGGCCAGGUGUACCCCGCACAUGUUCAGUACGUAGAUGGAAAUGAUCCAAGUAUCUACGCAUCUACAAACGGUCAAAUGGUCCGCUGGAACAAUGAAGGACAAUAUGGUACGGAGUACACCGGGCAGACGGCCGUUUACAAUGCCUCAACAGGAACUUACUAUCAAACAGGAGCCGGACAGGUUGCCACGGGGAUCUCUAACAUGGGAAUGAUGCAGGGACACAUCCUGACGCAACAGGGUGGCAACACGUACCUGAUCCAGGGGGGCACGAUGGACGGGGAGGGAACCCCCCUCACCCACACCACUCGUGCCUCACCCGCUACGGAUGAGUUGUACAACAGAAGUCAAGAACAGUCGGCUCUGGCGCGGUAUGCCAGCAGCCUCGAGGGAAAAGGUAGCUCUGUAAACCUUGACGUUCCAUCACUCAAGAGCGGGGUCCAAUGGCUGAUGGACAAUUACGAGACAGCUGAUGGAGUGAGCCUCCCCCGGAGCACACUAUACAACCACUACCUGCGCCACUGCCAGGAACAAAACCUUGACCCAAUGAACCCUGCGUCCUUCGGCAAGCUCAUACGCUCUGUGUUUCUUGGCCUGAGGACAAGGCGUCUUGGCACUAGGGGAAAUUCAAAAUACCACUAUUACGGAAUUCGGAUCAAAGCAAACUCACCACUCAACCAGUUUACAGAUGAUCAAACUAUGCCAAUGCGGCAGCAACCUCUUUAUCAGGGUAAAAAGUUCAGGCCAAAGUCAGAGGGAGGGGAGGGAGGUUAUGGGGGUGGGGAAACUGAGCACCAACCUCCCACACAGCAACAACAGCACCAACAGUUCCUGGGCGAUGCCUCCACUGCCAUACCAAACUUUGGGGAGAUAGAAGUCACCUCGCUGCCUAUGCCCGAGGGCAUCACAAUGGACCACCUCAUGAUAUUCCAGAAAAUGUACAGAGAACACGCUGAGGCCAUAGUUGAUGUUGUGGUCAAUCUACAGUUCUCACUGAUCGAGGCUCUGUGGCAGGGCUUCUGGCGUAACCAGUCACUUGACACUGGCCCAGAUAACGACUACGAGCGCCGACUGCCACGUGACAAGCUCUACUUGAUGUGUAAAUACGAACCCAUACAGAACUAUGUGAGGAAGUCAGACUAUAUGUUCUAUCAGGCCCUGGUGGAAGUCCUCAUUCCAGAUGUGCUAAGACCCAUACCUAGUUCCCUAACACAGGCCAUCCGAAACUUUGCUAAGAGCCUUGAAAACUGGCUCAAGAGUUCCAUGGGAAAUGUGCCGGAGGAAAUGGUUCAAACUAAACUUGGAGCAGUGAGUGCCUUUGCGCAGACGUUACGUCGUUACACAUCCCUGAACCACCUGGCCCAGGCAGCCCGCGCUGUCCUUCAGAACACAUCACAGAUCAACCAGAUGCUCACAGAUCUCAACAGGGUUGACUUUGCUAAUGUACAGGAGCAGGCUAGCUGGGUGUGUCAAUGUGAUGACAGUGUGGUCCAGCAGCUGGAACAGGACUUCAAGAAGACAUUACAGGCCCAGAACUCACUGGAACAGUGGGCCAUCUGGCUGGAAAGUGUAGUCAACCAGGUCCUUAAACCUCAUGAGGGCAGCCCCAACUUUCCCAAGGCUGCUAGACAGUUUCUGCUGAAAUGGUCGUUCUAUAGCUCAAUGGUGAUUCGAGACCUGACACUGCGCAGUGCGGCAAGUUUCGGCUCGUUCCACCUGAUCCGCCUAUUGUACGAUGAGUACAUGUUUUAUCUGGUAGAACACAAAGUGGCCUCUGCUACUGGCGAGACGCCGAUAGCUGUCAUGGGAGAGGUAGGCAUUUUUGUGGAUUUGAGUAGUGCAGUUGCCAUGAGUCUGUCAGAGGCAGACACUGAAAAACUGAUUGCCCCUCCCACAAACAAGUUCACAGCCACACCUACUUUCAAGGCCACGCCCACCCUCCUCCAAGCCCCCCUUGGCAAGACCAUGGGGGGUGCAACUUCACUUAUUGCCAGAACUACAGCAGAAAACAUUGGAGCCAACUCCGGGGCCACUACACUCAUGGUUCUCACAACCAGCAGUGUUUCUACAGCGAAUCACAAUGGAGGCUUGAAUAUAGCUAUGGCAGGCGGAAACCCAGGAACUCUUUCGGUGAAAACGGCCACUUCGACUGGUGGUGUAGGAGGUGCAAAAACCAUUGUUGUGAUGCCGGUGUCAAACAGUUUUGCAAGUGGUGAUGGUGCAACCGCAAAAAGAUUUAAGAUAGAAUAACAAAGGAACAAAACUAUGAACAAAAUGUUGAAUUUCAUUCAUGUCGUACAGUGGGGUAACUGACUGGCUCAGAGUUGUAUACUUUUCAGCACAGAACUGUGUUUAAAAUGAUCUGAGCUGAGUUUUUUUUUGCUCAUUAUUUAUUUAUCUUGAGAGAAUUCCUUCAUUCUGUUUCAUGAAAAACCAGGUAGUUUUGUUCUUAAAGUAUUCACUCUUGUUCAAAUGGUAGAAUGCUAGUUAAUAGAUAAUUAACUUUCCUAGGAAAGGAACUUUGUAACCAGACCGACUGGAUUUCUAGUAUUCAACAGAUGCAAAAGAUAUUGCUCAUUAUAAGUGGACAUUGGCAUACGUCUCGUUUUUUGCUGUUGACAUUAUAUAUUUUUCGUUUUUACGUGAUAUAUGUGCUACUGCUAUUUUUAAAACAGAAUACACCUUUGCGUGUGCUAUUACUUUUGUGUCAUUUCCACAGAACAAUUGGUUUAGCAUAUUUCUUUCAAACUUGGCAUUAUUCUUGCCGAGAAUUUGUCAACUGACAGUUUAUAUAACUGUUACAAAAGUUAAUUUGUGUUCAAUCCAUUUCAUGUGUGUGUUUUUUUUCUCAUUAGUUUCAAGUUAAUAGUUAAUACACUGUUUCUAGUUUUAAAUUGCAAUUCAUUCUGUAUAUAUCCAUGUAUAUUUUGUAAGUAAAAUCUAUAUUUAUAGCCUUUCAAAUUGUUUUCUACUACUUCAGUACAUGUUUGCGUUAAAAUUGAAUGACUGUUUAUAAUGUUUGAUGGAAGUCUGCAUGAUUCGGAUGUUUUUUUUCUAUGUUAUUGUAAUUUGUUCAUAAAACAGAAGUUAAUUUUCACAACUUAACCAGAUUUUUCUUGUAGUUUAGAAUGGAUUUCAAAAUAGAAAAUGGAAUUAGAUUUGCUUAUUUAAACAGCUUAGAGGACUCCCAUGUUAUAAAAGAUGAAAAAGGUGAACUGAGAUGACAUUGAAACCUAUUAUAGGUGUAAGCACACCAAAUUUUGGACAAGAAAUGAAAUGGCUUGAAUUUUUAUGCAUGCCAGUUUGAAGGAGCCAUAUUCAUAAAUGUUUUUGAGUGUAACUCGAAUGUUAUUGAAUAUCGGCUCUAUUGUUGUUUUAAGCACAUUGUUGAGAGCACCAUAAAAUCAAAUGUAUUUUAAACAGCUGUUACGAGAAAUGUGAUAAAUGUAUAGUGUUUAUUUUAGAGUAUGUGAAUUUUUUAGAUAUAUAUUUAUUUAAAUGCUCUAAACGUCUGUGCUAUGUUCCAGUGUUUGAUUUGUCAAUUGGUCAUUGUACUGACUUCUACCUCAGAGGUAUUUUCAGAUCUUUAAACUGAGGUGUAAAAAUGAACAGUGACAGUUUUAACCUUGUGUUGCAUGAUAAAUCCAGUGUUUAUGACUUGAUAAAAACUGAGUUUUUUAAUAAAUACAGUUGUCAAAAUUAACACAAAUUGGACAAGCUGGUUAAAAGCCCCCGGGAAUUCAUCAAAAGUUCAUGGCUGGCCUGUUUUAAUUGGUUACGUGUUUUAAUUUCUAAUUUCAACAUGCCAGCAGAAAACAAACUAAAUUCAGCUUUAUAUGGAAUUUGACCCCCCAAUAAGCUGGCUGACGGAUAUCUCCAUUAACCUUAAUAUAACAUGUUGAUGCCUAUUUAUCGCCAUAUAAUUAAGUACCUUUUGAAUUGUAUUUGAUGGCUUAUAACCUAUAUGAAAAAUAAAAUAAAAUAAAACUACCAAUAGAACAUAAUGAACUUAUUGCAAUUUGUAUAUUUCCUCAAUAUUUCAACAGAACAAGAAAAUUAAAUGACCUUUUUUGCAAUCUUUGAUUGACAAAACAACUUUGUUUCCUAUUUUAUUUUGGGUUAAUUCUUUACAUUUGCAAAACACUUUCAAAUAAUAACCAUUUCGUAUGGUGUCACCAGCCAUUGAAAAUAACAAUGUUUGUGGGUUCCUAAAAAGAUCUUUUAAAAGGUUUUAAUUCACCAUAAAUAACUGAUUGUUUUAAUAAAGUCAUGCACAUUGAAUUGAUUGUGUUAACAAGUUUAUUUGUAUUGUUGGUGUUUAGUAGUUAUAUGUAUGUGUAUGUGUCGUGUGUUUACAGUACAGUACCAGUGCCUUGCUCUACUAGACACAUCUAAGCACUUUUUUGUCCACCCAUACCAUCAUCAAUAGCCAAACAUUUUAAAUUUAUGUUACGUUUUAAAGUAUUUCUGUAAAAUGAAAUACAUGUAUUCAAUGAUGUUUGUAAACUAGUCUUGUGCACAUUGUAUGUUUGGCUUUUGAUUCUUAUAGUCCAUUAAGAACUACAUUCAGAAUGAUUUAUUAAUAUUACUCAGUCCCAGAUUUUUUCAUUUUGUUUAGAUAUUGUUUAGUGUUUGUAUUUUUUUUUAGAAUUUGAUUCAAAGUCUGGCACUUUGCCACAAGUAGUUGUAUUUAAAGAAAUGUCCUUAUUUCAGCAAAAGUAAAGCAUUGUCAUCAGACCUUGACAAAAUAAGUAAAAAUGAGUUCAGGCCACAGUUUCUCGAAAAUUCGUUAUACUCAACUGAGUACAACAUUUAAAUAACAUAAAAUAACAUUAAAUAUAUGGAUAUUGUAAUUGGAACAGAAAUAAUUGAAAUUCUGGUUCAUUCAUAUUUUGACUUUAAUAUAUUUUAUUUUUGAUAUUUUUACCUAAUGGUGUGUUUAAUGGUGUGUUUUAACUUUCAUUAUCAAGUCGGUAAAUGUGCAAAAAAAACUAUUGAGUACAAGUUAAAAUGUUUGAAGAAUAAAAAAGUUAAGUACAUUUCUUUCUCUUGUAUGAACAUAAUCAAUGAGAGAACAUAAUUCUGACAGUAAGUUAGUUACCCAGUCCUGAGUAUUUAAGUAUUUUCGAGAAACUGGGUCAGGUUAUUGAAGUGUUAAGAAGGGAAGUAAAAAAGUUGGUUGAAGUGAUAUUCUAUCAAGGUUAACUGUGGCAGAAAAGCGCAGAAGGAUCUUGAUUUAUAUUCUUUACAUUGCCAUAUUUGAUGUAUUUGCGAGAUUUUUGUCUUUUAUUUAUUUUGAUCAGAGAUUGUACAUAACUUGUUUAAUGUUAGUAUUGUUGGGCUACACAUGUGUUCAAGGCAUCCUGGCUCUUUUCAUGGUUUUCACAUAGUUUGUGUUGUCUGGGACUCUUUAAGUUUAAAUUUUUUAUUGCAUUUUUUAUCCUCCAACUUUUUCAAUCUCUUGUCACAUUAAAAAUAGAUUAACUGAGUUUAUUUAUGAAAGACUCUUUGUAAAACAUUGUUUUUAUUCAAAUGGAAAAAAUGUACAAUGUACAUAUUUUAUAUCAAUAUUUUUUUUAUUAUUUGCAUAAUUAAAUAAUAGGGUAUAAAGCCUAAACCUUUCAAAACUAAUUACAUUUUAGAGUGAAACUGUGUGUUUCACAAAAUGUAACUUGAGAUUUGUCUAUGUCUGUAAAUUGAAAGCUUUAGGGUCAAAAUAAAUUGAUUACAAUUUUUAAUGUUGACCUAUAUCUUUCAGUUACUAAAGUAUGGACCCUUUUUAUCGAAUCAUACUUAAGUAUACUUUUUGUUUGCAUGCUAAUGUCAAUGAGAUGUAUAACAAACCCCAUAUUAAACUUACUGGGCAUAGUAACUGUAUGUGUUUGUGGUUCAAAAAACUUUGUUAAAUAUUGACAAAGAACAUUAGUAAUUGUUUGUAUUUCAAGACAGCAGAUACACAUACAUGAAUAUCAUCAUUUUAAUGUUGCAGCUGUGGAUUUGUUAACGCAAAUUUGACAUCCAUGCUUUCAUCAAUUUAAAAUAAAAAGCAUAGUAAGGCAACUUAUGAGAAAAAAUUAUCAAGAACAGACAUAUUAUACCGAAUAUUCUUUAUGACAUAUCAUCUUGGUUGGCAAGUAAAUAGUGCCAUGUUUACUGAAUAAAUGGAAUACUUUUUAAAAAAAUGGCGUUUUGAAAAUCUCCAAAUUGGUGACACAAAAUUAACAUUUUAAAAACCAGUAUUACAUAUUAUGCAAACUGAGAUAAAUGUGUGUUUAAUUGUUACUCUUAGUGUUUUAAAGCCCAUGCCUUUAUUUUUGUGACUUUAAUGCAAUUCUGUAUUUUAUGAAUCAAAAAAAAGAAAGUACCAUUAAACUAUCGAAUGUGUA
This is a messenger RNA of Mya arenaria, 6809 nucleotides long. RefSeq names its product DNA-binding protein RFX2-like. Gene Ontology annotation, molecular function: DNA-binding transcription factor activity, RNA polymerase II-specific; RNA polymerase II cis-regulatory region sequence-specific DNA binding. The record is from RefSeq and is a predicted model, not a curated record. Lineage: Eukaryota; Metazoa; Mollusca; Bivalvia; Myida; Myidae. Bases 187 to 2673 code for a protein of 828 amino acids. Gene Ontology annotation, biological process: regulation of transcription by RNA polymerase II. The transcript has 18 exons.